Trichechus manatus latirostris (Florida manatee) is the source of this 969-nucleotide messenger RNA. RefSeq names its product olfactory receptor 5B2-like. The transcript has a single exon. Bases 16 to 969 code for a protein of 317 amino acids. Gene Ontology annotation, molecular function: odorant binding; olfactory receptor activity; G protein-coupled receptor activity. Gene Ontology annotation, cellular component: membrane. The record is from RefSeq and is a predicted model, not a curated record. Gene Ontology annotation, biological process: G protein-coupled receptor signaling pathway; sensory perception of smell. Lineage: Eukaryota; Metazoa; Chordata; Mammalia; Sirenia; Trichechidae.
CAUGAUGAUUCACCAAUGACUUUGAUGGAGAACAUCUCAGAGGUGACUGAAUUCAUUCUUGUGGGGCUAACAGAUGCCCUAGAGCUGCAGGUCCCUUUAUUUUUAAUCUUCACUCUCAUUUACCUCAUCACUCUGCUUGGAAACCUGGGGAUGAUUGUGCUGAUUCUGUUAGACUUUCAUCUCCACACCCCCAUGUACUUUUUCCUCAGUAACCUCUCCCUGGUGGACUGUGUUUAUGCCUCGGCGGUCACUCCCAAGGUGAUGAUAGGGUUACUCACAGGAGAUAAAAUCAUCUCCUACAGUAUGUGUGCUGCCCAGAUGUUCUUCUUUGUAGCCUUGGCCAUUAUUGAAAAUUUUCUCCUGGCCUGGAUGGCCUUUGACCGCCACGCAGCAGUGUGUAAGCCCCUGCAUUACACCACCACCAUGACAAGUACUGUGUGUGCUCUACUGGUCACCGGCUCCUACAUCUGUGGACUCUUGCAAUCUUCCAUUCAUGUUGCCUUGACUUUCCACCUCUCCUUCUGUCAUUCCAAUGUGGUUAAUCACUUUUUCUGUGACAUUCCCCCACUGCUGGCUCUGUCUUGCUCAGAUAUCAACACAAAUCAGAUUGUGAUCUUCACCUUGACAGCUUGCAAUGUCUUUUUUACUCUUCUGGUUAUCUUGAACUCUUACCUGUUCAUUUUUAUUGCUAUCCUGAGAAUGCACUCAGCUGAGGGACGAAAGAAGGCCUUUUCUACCUGUGCUUCCCACCUCACCGCUGUUUCCAUCUUCUAUGGGACAACCAUCUUCAUGUACUUACAGCCAACUUCCAGUCAUUCCAUGGACACAGACAAAAUGGCAUCCGUGUUCUACACCAUGAUCAUCCCCAUGCUGAACCCUCUGGUCUACAGCCUGAGGAACAAGGAUGUCAAGAGUGCUUUCAAGAAGGUUGUUGAGAAUGCAAAAUUGUCCCUAGGCUUAAAUUUUUAA